AUUGACCCCAUGUGAACAUUAUGUGAGAAAUAACAGGGGGUGGAAAUGCGUCGCAAAUGCUUCUAUCUGCUCGAGGUGUGCGCCAUCAUGAGCCUGCUGCCUUCAGGCUCCCUCGCAGAUCUGACUUGUGAAGCUCUGCUCAUGCUGUCGGGAAAUGUCUCAUUACAGUCGCUGGCCUCCUCCUGGAACCAAACCCUCAGCAACGCCACAGGUCAGUGGAUCGGCCCGGGACUCUACUGUGACACCUCCAUCGACGGCAUCGGCACCUGCUGGCCCAGGAGCAGCGCCGGCCAGAUGGUGUCACGACCCUGUCCGGAGAUGUUUUACGGCGUCAGAUACAACACCACCAAUAAUGUUUAUAGGAAGUGUCUCGUGAACGGGACAUGGGCGCUGAAGGGGAACUACUCCAUGUGUAAGGCCAUACUUCACGAGGAGAAAAAAGGCAAGAUGCACUACCAGAUCGCCGUGAUCAUAAACUUCCUCGGCCACUGCAUCUCCAUGGUGGCGCUGCUGGUCGCCUUCUUCCUCUUCUUGUGUUUGAGGAGCAUCCGCUGCCUGAGAAACAUCAUCCACUGGAACCUCAUCACCGCCUUCAUCCUGAGGAACGCCACCUGGUUCAUCGUCCAAAUGACCAUGAGUCCUGAGGUGCACGAAAGUAACGUGGUUUGGUGCCGCCUCGUCACCGCCUCCUUCAACUAUUUCCACUCCACCAAUUUCUUUUGGAUGUUUGGUGAGGGCUGCUACCUCCACACGGCCAUCGUCCUCACCUACUCCACCGACAAGCUGCGCAAGUGGAUGUUCAUCUGCAUCGGCUGGUGUAUUCCAUUCCCUAUAAUUGUGGCAUGGGCAAUUGGGAAGCUGUACUACGACAAUGAGAAGUGCUGGUUUGGGAAGCGAGCUGGCGUUUACACAGACUACAUCUACCAAGGUCCCAUGAUUCUCGUCUUAGUGAUCAAUUUCAUUUUCCUCUUCAACAUCGUGAGAAUCCUAAUGACCAAACUGCGAGCCUCGACCACAUCGGAGACCAUCCAGUACAGGAAAGCUGUGAAAGCCACUCUGGUGCUCCUUCCUCUCCUGGGAAUCACCUACAUGCUCUUCUUCGUCAACCCGGGAGAAGACGAGAUCUCGCAAAUCGUCUUCAUUUAUUUCAACUCGUUUUUGGAGUCAUUCCAGGGCUUCUUUGUGUCCGUGUUUUACUGUUUCCUAAACAGCGAGGUGCGGUCGGCCGUGAGGAAGCGGUUCCACCGUUGGCAGGAGCAGCACUCCAUCCGGGCCCGGAUGACCCAGGCCAUGUCCAUCCCCACUUCACCUUCACGGGUCAGCUUUCACAGCAUCAAGCAGUCCACGUCGCUAUGA
Messenger RNA from Anoplopoma fimbria (sablefish), 1356 nucleotides. RefSeq names its product corticotropin-releasing factor receptor 1-like. Gene Ontology annotation, cellular component: plasma membrane; neuron projection. The coding region runs from base 46 to 1356 and encodes 436 amino acids. Gene Ontology annotation, biological process: cell surface receptor signaling pathway; adenylate cyclase-activating G protein-coupled receptor signaling pathway. The transcript has 14 exons. NCBI's taxonomy places the organism in Eukaryota, Metazoa, Chordata, Actinopteri, Perciformes, Anoplopomatidae. The record is from RefSeq and is a predicted model, not a curated record. Gene Ontology annotation, molecular function: G protein-coupled peptide receptor activity; corticotropin-releasing hormone binding; corticotrophin-releasing factor receptor activity.